AUGGACUACCGACCCUACACCCGCGACGACAGCCCCCCAGCGACAGACGUCAAAGACACCUGCACCUCCUGGAUCAACGGCGUCCCUCACGUUACUCCCCCCGGUAGACCCCAGCUCGUCAUCGGAGAUAUAAAUGUCGCCCAGAGCAUUCAGGAGGUGCGCCCAGUCCCGCCGGUAGAGGAGUUGUGGGGCGCCGGUGAUGCGGGUAUAAAAGAUACCAGCUUCAAAUGCCAGGCAGAGAUAUGA
Molecule: messenger RNA, 246 nt
Organism: Cryptococcus wingfieldii CBS 7118
Lineage: Eukaryota; Fungi; Basidiomycota; Tremellomycetes; Tremellales; Cryptococcaceae
Exons: 1
Coding region: 1-246 (81 amino acids)
Source: RefSeq, a predicted model, not a curated record